Molecule: messenger RNA, 2844 nt
Organism: Cannabis sativa
Lineage: Eukaryota; Viridiplantae; Streptophyta; Magnoliopsida; Rosales; Cannabaceae
Product: protein EMBRYO SAC DEVELOPMENT ARREST 30
Exons: 11
Coding region: 327-2315 (662 amino acids)
Cellular component (GO): chloroplast; Golgi apparatus; cytoplasm
Source: RefSeq, a predicted model, not a curated record
GAAAAAAAAAAAAACUAAUUUUGUUUUGCCAAAAAGAAAAACCCAAUAAUUUAAUACUGAAAUAGUGUUUUGAGUAGUGAACAAUUGAAAUUCAUAUUUUAUAAGUAAACUUUCAACAACAAAACUAAAUCCAUUGGAAUAUAGAAUUGAAUAAUCCAAAUUAAAUCCAAAAACAAAACCAAAACCAGAUCUUACAACAACAAUGGUACCACUACUGCUACUCUUUCAUUUUCUUCUUCUCCAUGUAUAUGCGGCACUAGAUUAAUUGAAUUCAAGGCCUAAUCUUGUUAUUGUCGAUCUACGAUAAUCUAAUCCAGUAUCCACAGAUGGUAUUCAAAUCUAAGAUCAAAUGGAUUGCUCUGUUUGUUCUGGUCUUGUCUUUUGUGUCUUUGAUUCGCCAUCUCUCCAUCGCAAGGUCUUCCUCUGUCGACUUGGUUCAGUACAGUGCCCUGGCCGGGUUUCGCGAUGAUUUUGCUUCUAUCCUUGGAAGACAGAAAUAUCGGAAUAAGAAACUCUGGGGUGUUGUGAAGCCACUGAAAUCCUUGCAGCCUUAUGCCAACCCUAGAAGCAAUUACGCGGUACCAAAUAAACAAAGUAACGGUUUCAUUUAUGCAAAAAUAUUUGGUGGAUUUGCAAACAUAAGAUCUUCGAUCUGUGAUCUGGUCAUCAUAUCCAGGCUUUUAAAUGCUACUCUUGUCAUUCCAGAGAUUCAAGAGACUACACGCUCAAAAGGUGUCAGCAACAAAUUCAAGAGUUUCUCUUAUCUCUAUGACGAGGAGCAAUUUAUAGCAUCACUUACAAAUGACAUACUCAUUGUUAAGAGCUUGCCUGAAAAUUUGAAAGCAGCCAGGAAAAAAAAUGCAUUUCCUACUUUUAAGCCCAAAAGAUCAGCGAAUCCAAAGUUCUAUCUUAAAGAAGUGCUACCAGCAUUAAAGAAAGCCAAAGUUAUUGGUUUGGUUAUUACAGAUGGUGGAUGUCUGCAGUCUAUCCUUCCAUCUAGCAUGUCUGAGUUUCAAAGGCUUAGAUGCAGAGUUUCUUUCCACGCUCUCCAAUUCCGACCUGAAAUUAGGGAGCUCGGGCACCUCAUGGUAGAUAGGUUACGAGCAUGGGGCCAGCCUUUCCUUGUUUUUCAUCCUGGCUUAAUUAGAGACACCUUGGCAUAUAAUGGUUGUGCAGAACUUUUUCAGGAUGUUCAUACCGAACUCAUACAAUAUCGAAGGGCACAAAUGAUUAAACGAGGUAUUGUUAAUGAAGAAUUAAGCAUCGAUUCUCACAUGCGAAGAGAAAAUGGUUCAUGCCCACUCAUGCCUGAAGAGGUUGGAAUUCUGCUGCGUGCAAUGGGUUAUCCUCCUAAAACCAUAGUAUAUCUUGCUGGUUCUGAAAUUUUUGGAGGUCAACGGGUUCUGAUCCCUUUGCGUGCCAUGUUUGCUAACUUAGUAGAUCGCACUUCUUUGUGUACAAAAGCAGAGCUGUCUGAUUUGGUUGGACCUGAAACACCUCUUCCACUUGAUCUCUUUAAAUCACCUCCAGUCAAAAGGGAGAAACUAAAAGAAGAAUGGAAUAAAGCUGGUCCAAGGCCUCGUCCUCUUCCUCCCCCUCCAGAUAGACCUAUCUAUAGACAUGAAAAGGAAGGUUGGUAUGGUUGGAUUACUGAGACUGAAACAGAACCUGACCCUUCACCUGUGGAUCUAAGAAUGCAAGCCCAUCGACUUCUUUGGGAUGCUCUUGAUUAUAUUGUUUCAGUGGAAGCAGAUGCCUUUUUUCCUGGUUUUAACAAUGAUGCUAGUGGAUGGCCAGAUUUUUCUAGCUUGGUUAUGGGCCACAGACUUUAUGAGGUUGCUUCUUCCAGAACGUAUCGACCAGACAGGAAAUUUCUUGCAGAACUUUUGAACAUUACUCGCGACAAUUUGUACCAUCCAAAGCAUAAUUGGACACUCGUAGUGCAGGAACACCUAAACAAAAGCUUGGGUGAGGAAGGCCUUAUUAGGCAGUCCCUGUUGUCGAAAUCAGCAUCGUUCAUUUCACAUCCACUUCCCGAAUGCUCUUGCAGAAUACCUUCUGCAGAGACUCCAAAUAUUGUUAGAGGCAAGGAUGCCCGUGUUUUAUAUGGUGGUGAAGAAGAGUGCCCUAAAUGGAUGCAGCAUGAUGAAAAUAUUGUUUCGGAAUCAUUUGCAGAAGAAGAGGGCAAAACUGAUGACGAUGACUUACUAGAAUAUGAAAGCAAUCUGGUUGAACAACCUGAAUCAAAUAGCUCUGGCAAUACUAACACAUCUCUAUUGUUUGAGCAGGAUGAAGAAAUGGAUCCAAACGACUAGAUUGGAUUUUUCAAAAUGAUUUUCUUCAGCAAUUUCUUCUUGAAUGGUGAGUUAUGAAAUCAGCGGGUAUAAUGGCAAAGUAUAUAUCCUUUAAUACAACUUAUUUUUUGAGUUUGUUAUCAUAUCCAUUCUUUGAGUAGAUUCCAGUCCUUCUCCGGCCACAAUUGGCGAAAAUAUUUAUAUACCAUUCAUUUAAGCAGACUUUUGAUGCUUGAGGAUAGAAGAAUCAGGAGCAAAAUUCGAUCAUUAUGUUGAUCAUAUAGGUCAAGUUUAUACAUACAUGUUUUUGGAUCAGCUGGUUGUAAUUUUGAAUAGGCUACUAAUGACUACAUGCUUUCUUUGAGAAUGAUGUUAAUUUGAUUUUUCAGGGCGUUAUUUCAUAUAUUUAUAAGACACCAGUCUUCGUUUUGGGGUGGUCAAAUUUUGACCAUAAACUUAUUUGUUGUAUCUUAAACAGUUAGUUUGGCAUAGCUUUCCUUUCGGUAUAGCAUUGAUUUAUUAAAUAAAAUUUAAGUAAUUUUAUUUUUUA